Messenger RNA from Hirundo rustica (Barn swallow), 741 nucleotides. Its product is annotated as basic proline-rich protein-like. Lineage: Eukaryota; Metazoa; Chordata; Aves; Passeriformes; Hirundinidae. The coding region runs from base 1 to 741 and encodes 246 amino acids. The record is from RefSeq and is a predicted model, not a curated record. The transcript has 3 exons.
AUGGCUCGCAGCCGCUGGCGGCCCCGGGGCGGGAGCGCGGCCCGGGGCCACGCCCCCGCCCCGGGACACCCCCACCCCACACACCCCCCCCGCUCCCGCCGCUCCGGGCCCCCGCCCCGGCUCCGGGACGAGCGGACGGACCCGUCGGGUCCCGAGCGCCCGCGCCCCGCACGGCCCCCGGACGCCCCCGGGCACCGACGUGCUCCGUACCCGUUCGCCCAGCCGGGGCCUCUGCCGGACUCCCCACCCUGUCCAGCGGAGCCGCUGUCGCCCCGGGCAGCAGCGCGGCGCCUUUUCCCGUCCCCGCUCCGCCCGCAGCCCCGUCGGCGCUUCCAGCCGCCCUUCCCGGGGCGCCCGAAGCGGCCCCUGCCCCAGCGCCGUUACCGCGGGGCGCACGGAGCGGCUCCGGAGGUGCGCAGGAUUCGCACCGAGCCCGGUUCCAUGCGGGAGGGAAUGGAUGUGGCGGCCCCGGAGCCGACGCGCCCGCUGCCGCACCGGGAGCGCGGCACGCCCCGGGGCACCGAGGGCACUGCACACCCAGGGGCAUCGCAGACACCGGGGGAGCACCGGGCGGUCCCAGGCUCGCCGCGUUGUGCGGUCCCUGCCGCCGCCGCUCUGCCGAGGUCGCGGAGACCGGGGCUGCACGGGAACACUCCUGUGCCACCCUCGGCCAUGCCGGCGUCCCACCGCGGCACCGGGAAGGACCGAGCUGCCCCUCUCCACACCAAGGGCACCGACUGA